ACUGUGGUUUCCACCACUUCUUCUGUUGUAAGAAAAUGUCUUGUUUUCGUUUCUUUCCGAGCAGACGGAAAAAAGCAAUGAAGAUUGCAGCGUUCAAUGUCCGCAGGUUUGGUCUCAAGAAAUGCACCGACAGCAAAGUGUUCCCAAUCAUUACCAAGAUUGUGUCGCGGUAUGACAUCAUCGUCCUCAUUGAAGUCUUUGAUGCAAAGGAGAAAGCAGCCAAAAAACUCGUGGAGCAGUUAAAUAGCACAUGUGAGGACCGCGCCUCUUAUAAAUAUAUAAUAAGCAAACCCCUGGGAAGAAACGACUACAAGGAGCAAUACCUCUUCAUCUUCAGGGAGGACUUGGUGUCGGUGAAGGAGCAGUACCAGUAUGAGGACAUGCAGGUGGGAGACGAGGAUUCCUUCGCACGAGAACCUUUCAUCGUCAGAUUUGAAUCCAAAAAGACAGCUGUGAAAGAUUUUGUCCUCAUUCCGGUGCACACGACUCCCAAAGACUCCGUCCAGGAGAUUGACGAGCUGUAUGACGUCUACCUCGCGGUUAAAGAAAAGUGGGAGACUCAGAAUAUUAUCCUCCUUGGCGAUUUCAAUGCAGAUGGGUCCUACGUCUCUGGAAAAAAAAUGAAGACGAUCCGAUUGAGGACUGAUAAAUGUUUCCAUUGGUUAAUUGCUGAUGACAAAGACACCACAGCCACCAAUACGACCGACUGCUCGUAUGACCGGAUAGUCGUACAUGAUGAUCUGAUCCAACAUGUCGUCCCCGACUCAGCCAAGCCCUUCAACUUCCAGCAAGAAUACAAACUGACCGAUGAGGAGGCGCUGGCCGUAAGCGAUCACUACCCGGUGGAAGUGGAGAUGAAACCAGCAAAAGGAAAAGCUGCCAAGAAGAAGUGACCGAUGUCAGAUGUCACCACAUUUCCCAUAGCCAUCCUCCGGCCAGGUCAUUGAUAUCAGAUUGCUGGUGGUCCGACUCCCAAAAAUCAGCUUUUAGAAGGGGGCCUCUUCAUUGUAAACCAAUCACAGCGCCGCCCAUUGGAUAGAGGCUGUGCUUGGUAUUGCAGUGCAGUCCUAUUCACUUGAAGAUGCACAAAGACCGUGUGACUGAUGAACGCGACGUCACUGGUUGAGGAAGACUCUGUGGUUCUUUCCGACAGCUGAACUGUGAGAGUGCCGUGAGUCGGAACCCCUCUGAUCAGAUACUGAU
Messenger RNA from Bufo bufo (common toad), 1203 nucleotides. Its product is annotated as deoxyribonuclease-1-like. NCBI's taxonomy places the organism in Eukaryota, Metazoa, Chordata, Amphibia, Anura, Bufonidae. Gene Ontology annotation, biological process: DNA catabolic process. The transcript is spliced from 8 exons. The record is from RefSeq and is a predicted model, not a curated record. Bases 36 to 893 code for a protein of 285 amino acids. Gene Ontology annotation, cellular component: nucleus. Gene Ontology annotation, molecular function: DNA nuclease activity.